Molecule: messenger RNA, 3817 nt
Organism: Limulus polyphemus (Atlantic horseshoe crab)
Lineage: Eukaryota; Metazoa; Arthropoda; Merostomata; Xiphosura; Limulidae
Product: protein SMG5-like
Exons: 24
Coding region: 119-3031 (970 amino acids)
Biological process (GO): nuclear-transcribed mRNA catabolic process, nonsense-mediated decay
Cellular component (GO): telomerase holoenzyme complex
Molecular function (GO): protein binding; telomerase RNA binding; telomeric repeat DNA binding
Source: RefSeq, a predicted model, not a curated record
UAAACGUUCUCAAAAUGGAAGCUGUGUUGAGUAAGGUUCAAAGUCGAACAUGUUUAGUAAUACAUACGAAAAUUAUCUAGUAUCGUUGUGCAAUUAUUAAAAAUGAAGAGGUGAUAUAAUGAAGAAAACUUCCGAGCCAUUUGCAGGGGUAAAGCAUGAUCAUUCAGAAGUUUCUCGACGACUGUAUAAGGGUGCACUGGAUACAGCUCGCAGACUUGAAGAAAGAAUUCGAGUAGUGUCAUCUUUACAAGAGCUUCUGGGUCCUGAGGUGACUGCAUUAAGAACUAGGUUGAAAGAUUACUGCGAGAGACUAAUGUUUUCAGAUCCAGUGGAAUAUGGCCGUAAAGCCGAGGAACUUAUGUGGAGAAAAGUAUAUUAUGAAAUCAUACAGUUGAGUAAGCAACAUCAAAAGAAACUUGUGACUGAGGGAAAUGAAGAGCUAUCCCGACACCUUUUAGCAGGGAUGGGAAGUUAUCAACAUUUGUUACUUCGGCUGCAAACAGAAUUUUACUUGGAUUUAGAAGGAAAUGUUGAUGUCCCUUUUAUAUGGCAACAGAAGGGGACAAAGAAAGAAAAGUGGAAGAAACGUCAGAAGAAUCGUGAAGUUGAAGAACCUGUGCAGGAAUGGUGUCGUCAAGCUUGCCAUCAUUUUCUUAUUUGUUUAGGGGAUCUUGCUCGAUAUACCAGUGAUCUUGGAUAUGAAGAGAAUAUCGGUCUUGCUAAGCGUUACUAUUAUCAAGCUUUUGCUGUGGAACCCUCCAUGGGAAUGCCUCAUAAUCAACUAGGAACAUUAACAGCAAUGACUGCAGGAGGCUGUAAUGCUGCAUACCAUUAUUUACGCUGUCUGCAAUCACCAAAACCCUUUGAUGGUGCAGAAGGAAACUUACAACGUGUUUUUGAAAAAAACAUUCAGACCUUCAAGGAAUUGGACAACACAGAAGAAAGAAAUGGUGAACUAGUAACCCGAAGAUUUUUGGCCAGGUUUCUGAAAUUGUGUGAAGACUUUUUAAUGUGUCAAGAAGAAAAUAUACAGUCACUCUGCCAAGACUUACUGCAGGACUUCCACCAUUGUGUAACAUCCAUACAGUGCUCACAAGAUGAAGAUGAGGAAGCUGAACAACUUGACAGUAGUCUAAUCUUCAAGUUAACAGUGAUGACUGUUAUGUGUGCUCAUAGACUACAAACUACUGGAAGCCCACUAAUUUCUACAGCAACAGCAUUUCUUCUCACAUUUUUCUCUCACCAGUGUUGCUAUUGUGUUCAACGGUUACAGCCUGCCCUGUUUCCAUUCUCAUUCAAUGCUCAUCCCAUCAACAACUAUGAAGAUACUGAUACUAGAAGCACAUCAGCCACUGCAACUCCUGUUCCACCAACACUACCUACAGAAGACAAUUGUGCCAUUGUAGAAAGCAUGACUGAUUAUAAUCACAAGAGGUUUGUAAAGAAGAAAAUCAAGGAACGAUCUCUGUCACGUCGCCGAGUGCCUAGGAGAAGAAAACAAAGUAGUACUAGUCAGGAAGAUUCAGAAUUAAGUGAAGGUCACUCCGAGUCAGACUUAGAAGAGAAGAACAGCAGUGACACAGCUAGCUGCACCAGUGGUAGUGUAACUGAACAUGGAGUCGAAGAGGAAGAAUUGAGUGACUGUGGUGAGCACAGUGGACUUGGUAUUGAGAGUAUCACUGGCACUGCCGUUGACUGUAACGGAGGGCUGGUAAAAAACUUGACCAGUGAUAAGUCAGUUGUGCAAAAUGGACUUGAUUGUAUUAGCAAAAGCAACGUGUCAGCGUCAUUGGAAGAUAAAGAUAAUACAGAUAAGGCACACUUGCCAAAUGGAGAUAUGCAGAGUAAACCUGAGGAAAAAUAUUCUGUUUCUGGAAUAGUGACUCCUCUGUCUCUAGUGGAACAGGAAUUGACACUCCCAUUAGUUGAAGUCAUUAAAAUCAUCAACCAAGAAGGACUUUUGCCAGGUAUCAAAGUUGUUGCUGAUUGGCUGAUUAUCAACAGUGACAUUAUUGUGACUUAUGGAGAGAGUUGUCAGAUCCUAUGGAGCCAUGUCAUCAACCUGUUGAAUUUACUGAGGAAAGUACAUGACAAAUUAAAAAAUGAUACUAGUUCUCCAAGUGUUCAAGGUCUUAUCUGGAAUGGACCAGAGUGGAAACAAACACAGCCUUUGUCAGAGGAUUUUACCCUACGUGGGCUAGCCCCACUUGAGAACUUUCACCUUCAGCUGGACUUUGAUGUAUCCUAUGGACUUAGUUUGAAAGAAGAAGUUUUUCUCCGCAUCCAGUGUCUUCACAGUUUGGGCCAAUUAUUAGCCAGGCUGCCAAAGACAGGAGUCAGUUUUAACUCUGAAAAAGAAUGCUUUACUGCAAGUAGUACAGAAAAAAGUAUUAGUGGAGCUAUAAGCCCUGAAAAUACUGAGACUGGAGUUGAGCAACCCAUAGGUCAAAGAAAACAGAUGAUGCGAAACAUGGCUCAUCUGUGGUUGAAGGCUGAAGUGAACGAUUUGGAAACUAAAGUAAAAGGAGGAGGAUGUCCUCAACUUUCUCCGUAUCUUGUUCCUGACAUUAGCACCUUCUGUCAACAGUUGGCAUUGUUAAAGCAGUUGAGAUUAUCCAAGAGAUUUGUUAUUGUUGUGCCAUCUGUUGUGAUAGCUAGUCUUGACGAACGUAAGAAAGAAAGUGUGGGAGCAAGAGAAGCUAUUAGGUGGCUGGAAAAUGAACUGAGGCAUGGAACUAGAUAUAUCAGGUCUCAGAGGCCACAGGAAUGCCUUUCUUUGUCACCCAUAAAGUACCCAAAAAGGAAAGAAAAAGAAGCUUGGGAAUUUUUUCAAGUUUUGGAAUGUGCCCACUUCUUCAAUAACCAAGGGUCAUCUACUGAUCCUGCGAACCCGUUAGUGACCCUGCUGACCGCAGGAGCCAGCUUCAUGCCACCCAGUGCUACAGCUCUGGCAAAGUCUACAGGUAUUCAGAUGGAGAAUAUCACAGAUUUUACAAAUAAAUGGAGAAUUUCCUCCAAAAGUCAAGGUUGAAUAUGGCUACUCCACCUUCCAGUGACUCAAAGAAUCUCCAGAGACAGAGAAAUCACCUCAAUAUCAAGAAACCAGCUGAAGACUGAGGGCAGUUCUUUCAGCCUUGCCUAUAUAGCGGUCAUCGUAAGAAACUGGAGGAUCAACUAGGAUAAUAUUAACUGCUGUUUUCCUGCAUUUCUAGCAGGAAUAAACCUGAAAGUCUUACUUCUAAUAUACCAGUAAAGACAAGGUUGUAACAGCCUUCAAACAACUUAGUAGAAGCUAGUGUCUUGUCCCUUGUACUUAAGCAGACAAAAUGUCAAAGCAUGUCAUUUAUCAAUGUUUCUUUUUAUCUCAAUUUAGCUUUUCAACAGUGCAUUAACUUUUUUCUUCUUUUUUUUUGCUAUUCCUCCUUAUUCAGGGGUACUAUAAUGUAUUAAUAUUUGAUUUUAAAUAUGAUCAUAAAUACAUUCAUUGCUUGGUUUCAGAUUACUUACCAAAAAAAGUUGAGAAAUUUUGAACGAAUUUCUUUGUUAUUAAUAUUUUUAGGCAAGAAUUAAAAAAUAAACUGUUGUUCAACAAAGAAAGUAAUUGAACAAGAAGUGUCGUUGUUUAUUGUUUUUUUUUUCAUAAAACAGUGUGGCUACUGCUCUUUUAACACAUUUUUUUUAAACUUGUAUCAAAGAAAUGAGGUCUCAGGUAUAUUGCUGUCAUGUUUUAACGUUCACAUGAUGAAAAAUUCAAAUUUGUUCAUUGGUUGUAGCUGUUGUUUUGAAAUGAAUAAAGAAACAUUCUUUUAAAGGAGAA